This is a messenger RNA of Nicotiana tabacum (common tobacco), 674 nucleotides long. RefSeq names its product replication protein A 14 kDa subunit B. NCBI's taxonomy places the organism in Eukaryota, Viridiplantae, Streptophyta, Magnoliopsida, Solanales, Solanaceae. Gene Ontology annotation, cellular component: nucleus. Gene Ontology annotation, molecular function: DNA binding. The record is from RefSeq and is a predicted model, not a curated record. Gene Ontology annotation, biological process: DNA replication; DNA recombination; DNA repair.
ACCAAAAUUUAAGGCCGCGCUAUUUCCCGCGAGAAAAAUCUCGCAUAUUAUUUCAACUACUAGGGUUUCAAGGCAAAGAAUUUUCAUUUUCCCCUGACUUUAACACUUCUAGACUCUUCAUAUCACAAUUCACAAGGCGGAAACUCAUCAGCUUCGAAACCUAACCGAGGUAUGGAUACAUCAAAUCCUGCUGUCUUUGUCAAUGCUGAGCUCCUCCGCUCGUAUGUGGGAAGGAAGGUUCGAGCUGUGAUUCAGGUUAUGCGCUCUGAUGGUGGUACAGUGAUUGGGAGAUCUACAGAUGAGCAGCAGAUAGUUGUGAAAGGCAAUCCCCCUGGUCCUCUUACGACAUUUGUUGAGGUCAUAGGUAUCGCUGACAGUAACCAAUCUAUCCGUGCUGAAAUAUGGUCCAACUUUGGGGACACUCUAGAUACAUAUAGCUAUAACCGUGUUUGCUUGCUGGCAAAUGGUGAUUAUAAACACUUGUUCAUAUGAGGAAUCGAAAUCGACAUGAUAUAGUGGAUCCUAAUAAGUGAUCCAACUCUACUCUUAUACAUGAUGUCUGUGAAUACUUGUUUGGAAGUAUGUUGUUUAGUUUGGGAUGCUUCGCUAUGUUCUGGUUUAUGUUUCUCCGAGUGAACUUGCUGAAAUCCACAACUUCUUUUACUUGCACUACA